AUGACUCUAGCCCCGACCGGGACAGAUUCAGGGACCAUCCAACCAGAAACCAACCUAUCAGGUGGCGAUACGGGCCAAGGAGCUAGCCAAUCACAGAAUGCUCUUGAAGUUGCCUUCAGUAUAAUCGCGAGCUGUGCUUUUGUGUUCAACCUUGCCUUCUGUGUAGUGCUCUUAAAGAAACGUGCCAUGCUAAAAAAGCCACAUAAUUCUCUUCUGUUUAACUUGGCCUUGACUGAUUUACUUACAGGUACAGUAUGCUUUGAUUUAAAUGCACUUUUGUCUUACCCAAGGAUGGUAUGGUAGAUCGGUAUAUAUCUUUAGAGAACAUAUGUCAAGCAUUGAAUUAGUUUAGUUUACAGCUUUGAGAUUUGAUUGCAAUAGCCAAUACCCACCUUACUUCGAUGAAUAAUAGUUAGAUAUCCGAUGAAUAGCGCUAUCCAUCGUUUGAAACACCAGGCCCAGAUAAAUCACUGUUCAAAGGAGGCAAUUGUUUUCCUUAUACUUAUCCGCCGUGAUUUAUAUCUAGUAGAUAUCCCUGUCCAGCGUUUGAACAACCCUGAAUUAAUUUCUUUCUUGACAGGCGCCUUCCUGAUUUUAACACCCGGUUACGUCUCGGAUAAACCCUUGUUUCCAAUAGCCGACGGGUUUGGUGGUCAGCUGUUUUGCGCGCUGCUGGGAAAUAGGUACCUCCUCUUUCUGGUGGCCAAAGAAUCUGUUUUCCUGGUCACAUGUCUUGCCGUGGAACGCUGGUACUGUGUGAUGAGACCAAUGGAGUACAAAAAACACUUUGGAAGAAAAAGACUCUUAAUUUACAUAGUGGUUUCUUGGAUCGCUAGCUGCGCUUUGCAAAGUCACAAAUUUCUUGAGCAAAAACUCAGUGGAAAUAAAUGCGUUCCUGUUGAUGUUCCCUAUGGUAGAGAAGGUGCACAAGCAUUCAUUUCCAUCAAAAGUGUCAGCACUUUUGUGAUCCCUUGUUUCGUCACGUGGCUUACCUUUGCUCAUAUAAAGUUUCGUGCACCUGUUUAUCUGAAUGACAAAUCAUCGCACAGUGAGCGCCGGGAAAGACAGCAAAAGCUCGUACUGCGCAUGUGCGCUUUCACAGCUUUUGUGGUCACAUUGUGUUGGCUUCCCGCCCAAUUGAGUUACACUUUAACUCCGUUUGGUAUCACUCGCGUUAGCAGUCCGUUCCACAAAGCGUUCAAUGUUGUUUCGCUCGUUAACUCGUGUAUAAAUCCUUUUAUAUACUGGUAUUAUCACAGGGAGUACAGAGAAGAAUUCAUCCGGCUUUUCUGUUUCUGCAAACUCGCCAAGAAAGUUGUUAUCGGUAAACAACAAGACGUGAGCCCCUCAAGUAGCAAGUCUUGA
Messenger RNA from Porites evermanni, 1365 nucleotides. NCBI's taxonomy places the organism in Eukaryota, Metazoa, Cnidaria, Anthozoa, Scleractinia, Poritidae. The record is from the annotation of a GenBank genome assembly.